Poeciliopsis prolifica (blackstripe livebearer) is the source of this 496-nucleotide messenger RNA. RefSeq names its product annexin A1-like. Gene Ontology annotation, biological process: cell surface receptor signaling pathway; myoblast migration involved in skeletal muscle regeneration; negative regulation of T-helper 2 cell differentiation. Bases 1 to 465 code for a protein of 154 amino acids. The record is from RefSeq and is a predicted model, not a curated record. The transcript is spliced from 5 exons. Gene Ontology annotation, molecular function: calcium ion binding; phospholipase A2 inhibitor activity; calcium-dependent phospholipid binding. Gene Ontology annotation, cellular component: plasma membrane; cytoplasm. NCBI's taxonomy places the organism in Eukaryota, Metazoa, Chordata, Actinopteri, Cyprinodontiformes, Poeciliidae.
AUGUCCUCAUUUCAUUUUUAUGUUUUCUUGUCCAGAUUUUGUUUGAAAGCUGGUGAAGGCAUCGGAAAAGCAAACGUGUCGACCUUCAUCAACAUCCUGACCACGCGCAGCGGCCCGCAGCUUUCUAAAACGUUCCAGCAUUAUGCUGCCAUCAGCGACCUGACGCUGCCUAAAGCCCUGCAGUUGGAGCUGAAGGGAGACAUCGAGGAUUGCCUCACAUGUCCAGUGAAAUGUGCCUGGAACACACCGGCUUUCUUUGCUGAGAAACUUUUUGUGCCUUACCAGGGCCACGGUACGAGGGAUCACACUCUGAUCCGGAUCCUGGUGAGCCGCUCCGAGGUCGACCUGCAGAAGGUCAUAGAGGAGUACCGGGCAAUGUUUGACAGAACCCUCCAUGAGGACAUCGUGAACGACACCAAAGGACAUUAUCAGAAAGUCCUGCUGGCUUUGUGCGGACCGUACUGAAAACCUGAAGACCUGAAGACCUGAAGACCUG